AUGGCAGAUGUGCGUCGUAACGGUGAAACAUUGAAAAAGAGUCACUUUGCGAGGCUACAUGAGAAAAUAAUCAACAAAUAUGAGGAAAUGCAAAGAAAAAUGGAAAAAUCAAGAUCAGUUGACUCGCUGUCAUCGCUCAGGGAAGAUUACGUCUAUAUGGAACCGAGAUACGCGAGUAGUGCUGACAUUAACAACUUCGAUACGGCCAAUGAUAUGCCUUUACUAAGAAAUCGUGUACAACAAAGUGUUAUAGAAGAAGAGGUGCGUAGGAAUAGUGCCACAUCCCAUUAUGUUGUCGCUAGAGAGUCAAGUGUUUCAGAAACUGAAGUCCUAACACCGUUUGAAAACAAAAAUGAAAACGAUGACGACUCUGACUCUAAUCGGUUUUUUGGCGAGGAUUUCUGCAGAUUGAGUCAAGAAUCUUUAAAUGAAGGGUCCAAAGAAAGUGAUGAAUAUCCAACACCAACACAUACGCCUCCGCCAGCGGUUUCCAUACGGGAUAAAAUUGGUUCACGGAUUACAGCUGUCAAAGAAAGACGUCGACAAAAAGAGAAGGAAAAGGAGAGAGAAAAAGAAAAGGAGAAUGAGAAGAAACUGUCUCGCGACAAAGUAGAAAAGUUUAUAUUCAGCAAUACUACUAAGCAGGACCGAGUAAAAUCGCUUAAAAGAACAAAAGUGGCUACAGUGACGAUCGCUUUAAUUGAAGCCACUGGCUUGGAAACUGACAUCUCAGAGGAAAAAAUCCGUCUAUUGUCUUGUCGUUUUAGAUUGGGUUCAGAGAAAUACAAGUCAAAAGUCACAAGAACAAACACAUCGAAAGCUAAAUGGCAAGAAUUGUUCAAUUUCAAUUUAUACGAAGACAAUAUUGUGGAGCUGUCUCUUUGGGAAAAAGACUUUUGUGUUGGCAGAUCAAACAUUGAUCUAACAGAAAUGGAAAAGGAGAGGACACAUAAAAUGCGCAUCAAAUUGGAGGAAGGGGGGAAUGUCGAAGUGUUUUUACUCCUUACAAUUUCUGGUUUCUCAAUCAUAAGCCUUGAUGACUUUCAAGAAACACAACGAAGACUAACACAGGGUCUAGAAAAUUCUUCUCAAUCAAAAUGUGAAUCUCCAGGAGUUGGCAGUCUGACUGUUAUAGUGUAUGGUGCUAAAGGCCUAGCAGGCAACGAGUGCCACUGCGUUUUGGAAAUUGAUAAUGAAAGGGUACAAACUCAUACUGAAUUCAAAACCAAUGACCCUAACUGGAUGAAGAUCUUUACAUUUGACGUGACAGACAUCACCUCAAUCCUAGACAUAUGCAUCCAUGACGAGAAGAAAUCCGAAGACAUAGGGUGCCUCUCUAUACCUUUGCUGAAUAUCAAAAGUGGUGAGAAGAAAUGGUACGCCCUAAAGGACUCUAGCCUUCGAGACAGGGCUAAAGGACAUAAUCCAAGGAUACUACUGGAAAUGGACCUCAGUUGGAAACUUAUGCCAGCAUCGAUUCGCGUGAUAAACCCGAAAGAAGUUAAAUACUUAGAAGUCAAACCCAAAUUGGACCGGCAUACAUUUUCAAAGAACCUCGCUAGAGCUAAAGUCGUGUUUAAUUGGACAAUGGAAUCUUUCAGAGUUAUGAAAACAUGUUUUGAAUGGGAAUCAAGGAAGGCGAAUGUGGUAGCAUUGACAACAUGGCUGAUGUUCUGUUGGUUCUUCAAAAUUUGGAUGUUGCCUCUAAUACUGCUCAUACCUUUCUUUUGGUAUCGACCUCCGAAAUACUUCCUCGUUCGAUGGAAAGACUAUUUUCUGAAAAGGAAUGAUCCAGUGGAGGAGGAUGGGAAGAAAGAUAAGGAAGAGAAAAAAGAAUCGUUGAGACAAAAAAUAAAUAGCUUGCAAGAAAUGGUGCAGAGUGUACAGAACUUUAUCGGAGCAUUCGCUAAUCUAGGUGAAAGUAUUAAAAAUCUGUUCAACUUCACAGUGCCGUUUCUCAGUCUAUUGGCGAUAUUUAUCAUACUAGUGGUGGCUUUUGUCAUGUUUAUGAUCCCCACGAAAUACAUAUUCAUGAUUUGGGGAAUCCACAAGUUUACAAGAAAAAUACUUCGACCAAAUCGAGUACCGAAUAAUGAAAUACUCGAUCUGCUGUCUAGAGUACCUAAUGAUGAAAUAUUGCUAAACUGUGAAGAGAUCCCGUUAGAAGAGGUGCCAGAAGAAGAUGUGAUAAAAUAA
This is a messenger RNA of Spodoptera littoralis (African cotton leafworm), 2196 nucleotides long. The record is from the annotation of a GenBank genome assembly. NCBI's taxonomy places the organism in Eukaryota, Metazoa, Arthropoda, Insecta, Lepidoptera, Noctuidae.